Molecule: messenger RNA, 1878 nt
Organism: Haliotis rufescens (red abalone)
Lineage: Eukaryota; Metazoa; Mollusca; Gastropoda; Lepetellida; Haliotidae
Product: flocculation protein FLO11-like
Exons: 3
Coding region: 1-1878 (625 amino acids)
Molecular function (GO): NAD+ poly-ADP-ribosyltransferase activity
Source: RefSeq, a predicted model, not a curated record
AUGUCCCCGGCGACAGUAACACAAACUGACGUCCCCCCGACCUGGACUCCUCUUGACCGUUACCAGAACUGUGAAAAGGUGGAACUCGAAACCAGCACCGAUGAAUUUACUACAGUGAUGUCAUCAAUCUACAAAACUCUGUCAGCGAACAGGUGCAUAGUCAAGCAUGUAUGCAGACUUCAGAAUGCUUUACUGUGGCACAACUACCAAAGUAUGAAGAAGACUCUUCAGAUGGCUCAUGGCACGGAAAUCAUUGAUCAGCGACAACUCUUCCACGGCACAGACACUCUAGAUGUGGUCAACAACAUCUGCAUCAACAACUUCGACUUCAGAGUCAGCGGCAAGAACGCUACGGUGUACGGCAAGGGGGCGUAUUUCGCCCGUGACGCAAAGUACAGUCACAGCUACACCAAAGGCAGAGACAGGUACAUGUUCCUGGCCCGUGUGCUUGCGGGGAAAUACACACUGGGAGACAGCAGCUACACGAGGCCGCCUCCGAGAAAGGGCCACGUCCUGUAUGAUUCAUGUGUAAACGACGAGAAGAAUCCUUCAAUAUUUGUUAUAUUUGAGAGGAAUCAGUGCUACCCGGAGUACCUUGUGGAGUACAGAGAUGGAGCUGUUGAUGAGCCAAGUUCUGUAAAAAUACAACCUGUCAGAGCACGAGCACCCACUGUUGCUAGUUCAAAGGUUCAGAUCAUCAAUCAGACUUCUUCUGUGCAGCCUAUACAAGCUGCACCAUCCCCUACAAAAACACUUGCUGCUGCAUCUCGUGGAAACGUAUUUCUAAACCAGAACCAAACAACAUCUACAUCAAAUACAGUUUCCAGUUCUUCCAGUUCCAACAACCAACGUCAGGUCAACCCUUGGAUGGGCUACACAAAUGCUUCUUCUGCACACACUCAGUCAUCUGUAGAAGGUGGAGCUGUUGAUGAGCCAAGUUCUGUAAAAAUACAACCUGUCAGAGCACGAGCACCCACUGUUGCCAGUUCAAAGGUUCAGAUCAUCAAUCAGACUUCUUCUGUGCAGCCUAUACAAGCUGCACCAUCCCCUACAAAAACACUUGCUGCUGCAUCUCGUGGAAACGUAUUUCUAAACCAGAACCAAACAACAUCUACAUCAAAUACAGUUUCCAGUUCUUCCAGUUCCAACAACCAACGUCAGGUCAACCCUUGGAUUGGCUACACAAAUGCUUCUUCUGCACACACUCAGUCAUCUGUAGAAGACGGAGCUGUUGAUGAGCCAAGUUCUGUAAAAAUACAACCUGUCAGAGCACGAGCACCCACUGUUGCCAGUUCAAAGGUUCAGAUCAUCAAUCAGACUUCUUCUGUGCAGCCUAUACAAGCUGCACCAUCCCCUACAAAAAUACUUGCUGCUGCAUCUGUAGAAGGUGGAGCUGUUGACAAGGCAAGGACAUCAAGGAGACAGUCAUGUGCUCAAUCCCCCUAUUCUCCCACAAAGGACACACCCGCACUUGGGCAAUCAAUCCUUUCUCAGAAAACCUCAACGAAUGAAGGUUUAAGCUCGAAGAACGAACACCCUCAAAAGGAGAUAUCGAGUGAUUCUACAAUGUACACAUCCACAUUCAAGCAAUCUGCCGCAUCUCAGAAGACGUCAUCUAAUUCAGGGUUGAGUUCCUGGAACAACCAGCAUAAAAUAGAUAACCCACGUAGUUCUAUAAAGGACACGUGUGCAUACGGCCAGUCUAAUGCAGGGUUGAGUUCCCGUCAAAUAAACGACUCAGAUAGGAUGACAAAGGACUUGUCAGCAUACGGGCAAUCUUCCAUUUCUCGGAAAACAAAUGCAAGAGUGAAUUCCCUGAACAAUCAAAGUCAGGUCUACUACAAGGUUUUCAUCCACGAAAUAGCUGCCAGUAGAUAA